AUGACAAGACCUGAUCUAGCAUUCAGUGUGCAAACACUGAGUCAAUUUAUGCAGCAGCCUAAGAACUCUCAUAUGGAAGCUGCUACAAGGAUUGUUAGAUAUGUUAAUAAUCAUCCAGGACAGGGACUUCUACUGUCGAGCAGUAGUAAAGGAACCUUAAAAGCCUAUUGUGAUGCAGACUGGGCUGCUUGUCAGAACUCCAGGAAAUUUGUAACCGGAUAUUUGAUCAAACUAGGAGACUCCUUGGUCUCAUGGAAGUCAAAGAAGCAAACAACUGUCUCCAGGAGCUCUGCAGAAGCUGAGUACAGAAGUUUAGCAGCUACUGUUGCUGAGCUUGUAUGGCUAGUUGGACUGAUCAAAGAAAUUGGAAUUGAAGCUACAUGUGGACAUCUGCUGUGA
Nicotiana attenuata is the source of this 399-nucleotide messenger RNA. RefSeq lists its product as uncharacterized. The record is from RefSeq and is a predicted model, not a curated record. Bases 1 to 399 code for a protein of 132 amino acids. The transcript has a single exon. NCBI's taxonomy places the organism in Eukaryota, Viridiplantae, Streptophyta, Magnoliopsida, Solanales, Solanaceae.